UAUUUACUACUACAAGCCUGGUGUCGAUUACAAUAAAUCAACAUAAAAUGGUUGUUUGAUGUCAAAAUACCAACGUAUUUAUGAAUUGUAUCAGUAGUCAAAAUGGGACAUGAUUUUGGUUUUCAUUACAGUCUAGUCAUGCCAAGAAGAACCCUGUAUAUUGGUUUAACAGCAAAGAAACCUUUGAACUGAGCAUGUGGCAGCUCAGAGGGGAACAAACACACACAGUAUGGCUUCAAUGAAACAAAGGGAUUGCCAAUAAAUCCCCAAACGACACUGACUGGAAGGAAAACACAGGCUCCUUUAGCCAGAGAGAAACACAUUCAGGACUACAACAAUAUUAUGAUUCAUUCAAAUCUAAUCUACAGAUAAAACAAUUAAAACUCAUGUGGGAGUUAAAGAUCUUCUGUCAAAAUCGAAGAGGAGAAUCAUACGUGUCCGCCAUCCUCCUCUACACUGAGCUCCUCUACACUGAGCUCCGGUCCGCUGUGCAACUCUUCCAAAACAAUCGGCUCUUCUUCCUUCACUGGUGGCUGUUCCUCCUGAUCUGUUACUGUGAGGUUGUUAUCACUCUCGGCCUCAGGGACGCUGACAACCUUCUCCUCUUCAACAAUGACAGGUGGACACCGUACAGUGAGCAUCAGAGAAAGGGAUAAAAGACAGCUGUGCCUGAGUCUGACUGCUGUGCUCAUUAUGGAUGACUUGGAAAGAGAACUAAUGUCUUUCAAAGACUUGGAGGAUGACAAUGACUCCUUUGAUGACAAUUCUUCAAAAGCAUCAACAAAAUCAAAGCUCCCGCUACCUAAUUACGGCAUGCAUGCAGAGCCACCUAGGGAAAGUGGGUUUCACCGGAGUACCAGAGUCUGUCUGGAGCACAUCAGAGACGCCCUGCUGCAUCAUAGAUGGCAAGAAGCAGCAGAAUAUAUGGCGUGUUACCCCCAGAUUUUAGAAGAUACAACCAAUGGCUCUGCUCAGUCAUAUAAGGAGCUUACAUGGAGAAUCAGCGCUGAGAUACUUCACCAUCACCCCAAAUCAAAGUUGGAAGACUACAACAACAUCUAUGAAAGAAUGAAACACUCAGGAGUUAGACACUACCUGAUGAUCUGCCUGGAACAUUCGUUCCACCUGCUGCUGAAUGGCCAUAUCGAGGAAGCAAAGCGCCAGUUGUCUGUCUCUGAGAGUUGGAGGUAUGGGAAGGAGUCAGCCGCUCAGGAUCAGAAGACCAAACUGAUCCAGGCCUACAGGAGUUUACUGGAUUAUAUCAUCUGGGUUGACAAAAAGUUUACUAACUCCAACACUGAAUAUCCAGAAUCCAAUGAAAACCAAGACAUACGCAACUACUUCAGAACGGCCUCUGUGAAUCUAAAGGAGAUUUUGAAAAAUCCUGGCGUCUGGGAUCCCUUCAUACUAAGUUAUGUUGAGAUGUUGGAGUUCUACGAGGAUCACGAGGAGGCUUUGAAAGUCCUGAAUGAUUACGCGUAUGACAACAGUUUUCCACCUAAUCCCAACGCGCAUGUCUAUCUGUAUCAGUACUUAAAGCGAUGUGAUACUCCAGAGAAGAAUCAGAUGAAAGUAUUGAAGAUCCUCCAUGUGUCAGUCCCAAGCCACGAGUUGAUGUUGGAGUACAGCUCUUUCCUGCUUAAGUCAGAAAAAAGCAGUGACAUCGAGAAAGCUUUGAGAGUUGUUCUGGAGAUGCUGGAUUUUGCCUGCUGGAGGAGCAGCCUGGACGUGUGGAAGCGUCUGGAGGCCAUUAUUCAAAAGCUACAGCAACAAGAAAACUGGAAGUACGUUGUCCGCACAAACAUGGCUGAAAGACAUGGCUGGUGGCCCGCGCUGCACUUCACGUGCUUCCACGCCAGUAAAGACUCAGAGGAGAACCCAGAGCUCAUGCAAGUGAAGGCACCACUGACAAAAAUCCUUUGCCCGGACCUCACACUCAAGUACACAGAUUGGCAGGCAACCAAUGGAAAGUGACCUUCAGAGAAGAAGUCAAAUAGAAAAUGAAACGGUGUCUUUACGAUUUCCCGAUUCAGAACAGAGCUGACAUAUUGUCCAAGAAAUGACUGAAAAAUCAUCCUCUGAUGAAGAGCAUGGGUCUUAUUUUAGUAUUUAAGCAAGAUUUAUUUUCUUCUGUAUGAUUACAUAUUUCUUUACUAAAGGUUAACUUACACACACGUGUGUGGUCAAAAAUGUCCCUCCAUAUCUUCUUUUUCAAACAGUUUUCCUUCUAUGCCCACUAUGUGGAGCCCUUGCCAUGUGUUUGUGCAUCCAGUAUCUGGAGGGCAUGGCCACCUAUUUUUGGUUCAUGUUAGUUUCGUGGUUUCUGUGCAGAUAUUAAUGGAUUCUGACCUCAGCUGACCUAUGGCGCUGUUGGAGGGGCUUUAAGGUCAUAAAUGUAUGUUAAUAAUACACAACCUAAAGGGAUUUUCUUUCUGUCAAGCCAUGCUUGUGUCAGAAAAAUUAAAACAGAGCUUUCAGCAACAUAAUGUGUAGAAUUUAAGAAACACUGCAAAACAUUGACAUGUGAUUAGCAUCAGUAUGAGUCUAUUUUACUCAAAUGUGAGAGGUGCUUUCACCAACAGAUCAUUAUUGAAUUGUGGUCAGCUUGUAUAUGUGCUUGUAUUUUGCACACAUAUAGUACAUGCAGUAGUGUCCAGAUUCAUUUUCACAUUGCGGCUUGUACAUGCUGAUACCAUCUAUUUCUGUAACGAUGAGAGGUUUUGUAUGUUUGAGGAUCCCUGUGUUUACUCUCCUUUAAACCGGACCAUGAAAUAAAGUCCUGCAGCCAGCAGCACGCCAAUUUAAUAAGGGAAAGUGUUUGUAAUGAUUCUGUUUCAGCUUGCCACAAUGUUGGCCAUGCAGCAACUCAGUGAGCCGUACUGGGUGUGUGUUUGUGUGUGUGUGUUGCUUUGCAGUCAUUACAUAAACCAAAGCCCAAAGCACUUGCCCGACCACAGGAGCAGCUGCAGAAGGGAUCUGGGAAUACAUAACAUGUCGUUUGAAAAUUCAAAACUCGCGCAGCAGUGAAGAGGACGGCGUUAGGAGCUGAUCACUGCUCUGGAUUGUGUCCUGGUUGUGACCUUUUUUAAGCAU
Messenger RNA from Eleginops maclovinus (Patagonian blennie), 3093 nucleotides. It is a transcript of the gene taf1a, whose product is annotated as TATA box binding protein (TBP)-associated factor, RNA polymerase I, A. The record is from RefSeq and is a predicted model, not a curated record. Lineage: Eukaryota; Metazoa; Chordata; Actinopteri; Perciformes; Eleginopidae. Bases 613 to 1974 code for a protein of 453 amino acids. Gene Ontology annotation, cellular component: RNA polymerase I transcription regulator complex. Gene Ontology annotation, biological process: transcription by RNA polymerase I. The transcript is spliced from 12 exons.